This is a messenger RNA of Seminavis robusta, 711 nucleotides long. Lineage: Eukaryota; Bacillariophyta; Bacillariophyceae; Naviculales; Naviculaceae. The record is from the annotation of a GenBank genome assembly.
AUGCAAUGGAUUGCAAAGAAAGUUCUGGAGAGCUUCACUCACUACAAGAAGCACAAGCAAAAAAUCCCACUGAGCACAGCUCCAUCAAACCGCCGCAACAUCACAGCCUCGCGAAAGCAUACGAAGAAGUUCGUCAGCCAAAAGCGCGGAUUCGAAAGCCGCACAGACACUGCCGACUUUAGAAUUCCAAAUCUCCACAGGACCCAGGCCGUGGCUGUCUGGGACCUCAGGAAUCACAAAGAUGCCUACACCGGUUUCCUCCAUUAUGAAAUGGACUCGAGUCAGAUGGAUUUGGAUCACGUCCUCGAGUUGCACGUAGUUCGAGAUGCCUUCGAUCGCGUUCGACCGACUGGGUUGCACAACAAGACAUCAUUGAAGAGCCACUUAUCCACCCUCCUCAAUCAGCCUACCAAUCUGAACUUCACCACUUCUGAAAUCAACCAAAUCAAGUUUCGCGGAGUAUACCGUUUUCAGAGAGAGUACUGCUCCCCAGGUCCCGUAAAAACGGAAGUGGAGGCAGGGCUGGUUCACUAUUUGAAAGCAGCCAACUAUCGAUCCCAACGAUUGAGCCGCAAGACGACGGCUCGCAUUCAGGACGAGAUUGUCCGCUCGUACGAUGCUGUGAGCGAUGGACUAUAUGAGGAGGACCCUCUGCAGCGAAACGUCUUGGAUUUGUUGCAUCACAACUUGACCGCAAUGAGGCUGUUCUAG